Messenger RNA from Trichosurus vulpecula (common brushtail), 951 nucleotides. RefSeq names its product UAP56-interacting factor-like. Gene Ontology annotation, biological process: mRNA export from nucleus. NCBI's taxonomy places the organism in Eukaryota, Metazoa, Chordata, Mammalia, Diprotodontia, Phalangeridae. The transcript has a single exon. The coding region runs from base 1 to 951 and encodes 316 amino acids. The record is from RefSeq and is a predicted model, not a curated record. Gene Ontology annotation, molecular function: mRNA binding.
AUGAACGGGUUCGGCGUCGGGAUGGUGGCCGCGGUGGCAACUCUGCCGCCGUUGAAGACCAGCAGCCACAAAAACCUCGAUAAGAUUGAUAUGUCUCUGGAUGAUGUCAUCAAAUUGAAUAAGAAGGAAGAAAGAAAGCAGAAUUUUCCAAAAUUAAAUAGAAGACUUAAACAGACUGGUGCCCAUCAAUUCAGGAUGAGAGUAGCCAGAUGGGGACUUCAACAGCAGACUGGUUUUGGUAAAAAUGGUUUGGGCCGAAGAGGAAGAAUGGGUCCUGGAAAGAGACGUUCAUAUGGAGUUAUCACUGGCCUGGCAGCUCAGAAAGCAAAUGGAAUUCGUAAAGGAGUCAGCCCUAUCAACCGAUCACCUCUACGUGAGAAGAACAUGCAGCGAUAUUAUCCAAUGUUAAAAAGGAAGACAAACCUUCAGAGGCAAAAUGACAUGCAGAGGAAACCAAUCCCAGUUCUCAGGAGGCCUAACCAGUUAAGCAGAAGGAAUAAUGUUCCAGUCAAUUUAGCCAGGAAUGGGACCAAAUUAAAUCAACAAAAACACACAUGCCAGGCAACCUUUCUUUUCAGAAGAGGCCUCAAGGUUCAGGCCCAGACGCACCCAGAACAACUAUUAGACAAACCAACAGCAAAGAGAACUCGUCAAUGGCGAACUUCUACCACAAAUGGAGGGAUUUUGACCGUAUCUAUUGACAAUCCUGGAGCAAUUCAUCCUUCAGUAGGUCAGAGACCCCGUUUAACUCAUACUCCUAUACCAUCAUUUCUGAUGAAAAGGGAUCACCCUGAAGAGAAGAAGAUUCCUAAAGGUGUUCCCUUACAAUUCGACAUAAACAGUGUUGGAAAACAGACUGGGAUGACUUUGAAUGAGCGAUCUGGAAUCCUGAAGGAACAAAGAAUUGCUCUCGUUCAGAACAAAGGAAGUCGCUUUGUGACUAUGGGAUAG